AUGUUUAAAUUUCCAUGUUUUAGAGAUAAAAAAUGGAUGAAACAAAAUGGAACAAAUAUGAAAUAUCCAGACGAAUUUCUUAAUGUGCAAUUCCGUCCAGAUUUUUUAAAAAAUUAUGAACAUACAGUCAAUUUUGAACAAAAAGUUGAACAUGUCAUAAAUCAAAUUAAAUCAGCAUUAUUUCGGCAAGCUAUAUAUAAAAUACAAAAUAUUGAAGUAGUGGCUAUGAAUGAAUGCAGAGAAGAUAGAGUUUUAGAAAGAAUAAAGAAAAUUAGAGGUUAUGAAAGUUUUAAAGUAUCUAAUAGUAAAAUUUUAUGUGAUGAAAUAUGGACAAUAAAAAGAUGCGAUAAAAAAAUUUCAUAUUGGGUACGCUAUUAUGAACAAGAUAAAAAUGGUUAUUCAUUGUCAGUUAUACCAACUCAAAUAAAAAAUAUUUUUUAUUUUUUUAAAUAUUAUUAUUUUUAA
Plasmodium relictum is the source of this 465-nucleotide messenger RNA. Its product is annotated as conserved Plasmodium protein, unknown function. The transcript is spliced from 2 exons. The coding region runs from base 1 to 465 and encodes 154 amino acids. Lineage: Eukaryota; Apicomplexa; Aconoidasida; Haemosporida; Plasmodiidae. The record is from RefSeq and is a predicted model, not a curated record.